AGGUGUGACAGGACCAGGGAGCCGUGCCAGGUGUGGUGCCCGGGGUGCCACUUGUGCUGGGGAGGCAGAUGGGGAGCGAGGGCAAGAGAGGAAGGCACGAAGCUGGCUCUCCUGCCUGCCCAGGCUGCCACCACCUCUCACAACAGAUGCAAUUCCCUCGUGCUCUGCUUUCUGCCUGAAAGGGUAAUGCAGUGGCCAAGGUUUUUCUGGGUCAGUGGAACCUGCACAACCGGUAUCUUCACAGAAACUCCAGGUCUGUCUGCAGCACAAGGAAUGGGACAGGCACAUAAGGACUAUAAAAAGACCUCUAACAGGCAAAUGAAAGAGCCCUGAGGAAGAAGUGGCAGUGGGCAGUGUGAAUCACCAGAAGUGACUGUGCACGCCUUCAUACACCACUAUAUGCUAAAUCGGUAAUAAAAUGGUCACAGCCCUAGACAUGGGCUUUGCCAGGCUUGCACAUGCAAAGCUUUCCAGCGUGCUGCUGCUGCUGUUGAGUGUGGUAUCCUGUUCUAAUGCUGCUCAUGGGGCUGAGCCCAGCCUGGGCAAGAGGUCCUUGCUUCACUAUGAACAUGAGUCCAGUGGUGCUGUUGACUCUUCUGAAGAUAUGAGGUUACAUGUUUUCACACUGGACUAUGACUAUGUGCAAAUUCCCUAUGAAGUUACCCUUUGGAUCCUCCUUGCCUCUUUUGCAAAAAUAGGUUUCCACAUCUUUCACCGGUUACCAAAACUUAUGCCUGAAAGCUGCAUCCUGAUUGCCAUUGGAGCACUGGUAGGAGCAAUCAUCUUUGCUUCCCAUCACAAAUCUCCACCAGUGAUGGACAGUAGUAUUUACUUCUUGUAUCUCCUCCCACCCAUUAUUCUGGAGGAGGGUUAUUUCAUGCCAACUCGACCAUUUUUUGAAAACUUUGGAUCCAUUCUGUGGUGGUCUGUUCUGGGAGCUCUGCUGAGCUCAUUUGGGAUUGGCCUCUCGCUCUAUGGAGUCUGCCAGAUCGAAGCCUUUGGCCUGAGUGACCUGAGCCUGCUGCAGAACUUGCUCUUUGGCAGCAUGAUUUCAGCAGUGGACCCCGUGGCAGCGCUGGUGGUUUUUGAAGAAGCCUCCGUUAACGAGCAGCUUUACAUGAUGAUCUUUGGAGAGUCACUGCUGAAUGAUGGCAUAACUGUGGUUUUAUACAACAUCUUCAUCGCCUUCACCCAGAUGCACAGGUAUGAAGAAAUUGAGUCCAUCGAUGUCUUUGCUGGCUUUGCUCGCUUCUUCGUGGUGGGGCUGGGUGGAGUCUUGUUUGGCAUCGUGUUUGGAUUUGUCUCAGCAUUCAUGACUCGUUUCACCCGCAACGUCUCUUCCAUCGAACCCCUGCUGGUCUUCAUGUUCAGCUACCUCUCAUACUUGUCUGCUGAAACCCUUUACAUCUCUGGCAUUUUGGCGAUGACAGCAUGUGCAGUGACAAUGAAAAAAUACGUGGAGGAGAAUGUUUCCCAGAAUUCUUACACCACAAUAAAAUAUUUCAUGAAGAUGCUAAGCAGCAUCAGUGAGACUCUGAUUUUUGUGUUCAUGGGAGUGUCUACAGUGGGGAAGAACCAUGAAUGGAACUGGGCCUUCAUUUGUUUCACUCUGUUCUUCUGCCUCACUUGGCGGGUGCUGAGUGUGUUUGCUCUCUUCUACGUCAGUAACAAGUUCCGAACAUAUCCCUUCACCUUCAAAGACCAACUCAUCAUUUCUUACAGUGGCCUCCGAGGAGCCAGCAGCUUUUCUCUUGCAUUCUUGCUUCCAGUGAAUCUUUUCCCCAGAAAAAAACUAUUCAUCACUGCUACCAUUGUGGUUAUAUAUUUCACUGUGUUCAUCCAAGGAAUCACAAUUGGACCUUUGGUCAGAUAUCUGGAUGUUAAAAAGACGAACAAAAAAGAAUCUAUCAAUGAAGAAAUUCACGUGCGAUUGAUGGAUCACUUAAAGGCUGGUAUUGAAGACAUAUGUGGACAUUGGAGUCAUUAUCAGCUGAGAGAUAAAUUUAAGAAGUUUGAUAAUAAGUAUUUGAAGAAAAUUUUAAUUCGGGAACACCAGCCCAAAUCCAGCCUUGUGUCAUUGUACAAAAAGAUGGAGAUAAAACUGGCCAUCGAGAUGGCUGAGAGUGGCAUGAAAAUUUCAAAACCAUCCACUACUUCUUUACAGAGCGGCAAGAAGCAGCGUGCACACAGGCUGUCCCCGGCAGAGGUGGAGGCCAUGCGGGACGUCCUGGCACACAACCUGUACCAAGUGCGGCAAAGGGCACCAGCAUACAACAGGCACAAUCUUCCUACUGAGACAAGUGAGAAACAAGUGCAAGAAAUCCUCAUCCGUCGGGAACACAGCCUGAGGCUAAGUUGCAGGAAGGGAAACAGCUUGCCUUGGGGUAGACCGGUUAAGACCACGGAAAUACGCUACCUCUCCUUGCCUCAGGGUCCACGCCAGCCCACUAGAAGAAAAGCCAGGCAUGUUACUUUUACAGAUCAGCACAGGAGUGGCUCUGAUGCUGCGCUGCCAUGGACAUCGAGGUCCCAGCCCCGACCACGGCCGCUGGAAGCACAGCAGCGCCAGGAGCUGAUUCCAAUGGCACACCUGGACAGACGAGCUGCUCCAUCCAACCUGCCAGCUCGCAGAGGAAAUUCAAUCAGGCCUCAUCAUUUCACCAGAGCACACAAUCCAGCUCCCAUGCCAAGGGCUCGCUUCACUGUCAGAGAGGUGGAGGAGUAUGAGUCAGAAGAAGAGACAGAAACAAUGGCACCAGCCAGGCCAUUAGUUAUAUGAGGAGCAGAGAUCAUCAGUGUUUGCAUCUCUAGGGCCCUUGUUGCACUGCUUCUAAAGAAAUAACAAAGCUUUUAUAUGAACCAAACUAUGAUUUUCCUCUGGGGACCAGUGUGCUUGCUCUCGUAUCACUUUCAAGAGUUGUAUUAAGGUACUUAGUGGCUCAGAGAAGACUCAAAUUCUUAUGGGCUAAUAUCAAGCUUUCUUUCCAACAAAACACUCCAGGAAAGAGGAGAACAUGAUAUUUGUAGGGGUUUGGAUGUGGAUUUAAACAGCAGUAGUUGGGUGCAUGAAGUGCUAUGGAUGAAAGAUGACACUGCCUCUGUUUCAUGCUAUGGUCUGCAUCCAGAAAUAUCUAAAGGCAUCUCUGACUUGUGAAUGCACAGAUUGAUUACCUCAACUUCCAUAGAGCUUUUUCAUUUCAGAUCAGAAUCAGCUGCAUUCUGGAAAAGAGUUAAAAACAGAAAAGCAUUUUUUAGGGCAUAUAAAUGUCACUGAAGAUGCC
Messenger RNA from Zonotrichia albicollis (white-throated sparrow), 3281 nucleotides. It is a transcript of the gene SLC9A4, whose product is annotated as solute carrier family 9 member A4. Gene Ontology annotation, molecular function: sodium:proton antiporter activity; potassium:proton antiporter activity. Gene Ontology annotation, biological process: proton transmembrane transport; potassium ion transmembrane transport; regulation of intracellular pH. The record is from RefSeq and is a predicted model, not a curated record. Lineage: Eukaryota; Metazoa; Chordata; Aves; Passeriformes; Passerellidae. Gene Ontology annotation, cellular component: plasma membrane.